GUCAUGUUGGAGUUGAGAAAAAAAAAGUGUUUUGAAGUGGAAAAUAGAGAUGCAAACUACCUACUUUGACUUGACCAUCAAAUUUAUAUACCAUAUUCCGUCGUCCUAAUCGAAACAAGUGCGCGCACAAUCCGUAAGCCCGUCCCUAAAUUUGAGCAGUUCUUGCCUUUUGGAAGCUGUUUAUUAUCUGGGCUGAAUUAGGGAAGAACGCAAAACCCUAAUUUAUCACAAAACCUCGAAUUAUAUGUAAUUCAAUAGAAUUUCAUUUGUUGAAUCAAACGAGACUAAUUGCUGUAUCAAUAAAAGAGAGAAGGUUGCCGAUCAGAAGAUGCGCCGAAAAUGUCGUGGAGAGAGAUUACAAGUAGAGAAAUGGGUCAAUUACGCCCGAGUUCUUUAUCCCGUCGCUUUCGAUCUCGUCGUAUUUCUUCUCUCCAUCUUUCUAACUUUAAAGAGUUCGUUUCUCCUCAUCGUGGUGCCGUCAAUUCUCUCCAGGUUGACUUAACAGAGGGGCGAUAUUUGCUUUCCGCUGCUUCAGAUGCAUCUGCUGCUGUCUUUGAUGUUCAAUGUGCUUCGUUGUAUGAGGCUGGAGGCCUCCUUGCGAGGCAUAAAUGCCUUUUCUCUGUUGAUAAACAGCACCAACAAGGACACAAGUAUGCUAUAUCCUCUGCCACUUGGUAUCCAAUUGAUACCGGGCUGUUUGUGACUGGGAGCUAUGAUCAUCAUGUCAAUGUUUGGGAUACCAAUACUACACAGGUGGUUAUGAAUUUUAAGAUGCCUGGAAAAGUUUACAAGACUGGUAUGUGUCCUAUUGCAACCUCCCAUAUGCUAAUAGCAGUUGGAAGUGAAGAUGUUCAAGUUCGUCUUUGUGACAUUGCUUCAGGGGCAUUUGCUCAUACAUUGUCUGGCCAUCGGGACGGUGUGAUGACAGUUGAAUGGUCCACAUCUAGUGAAUGGAUUUUGAUGACGGGGGGAUGUGAUGGUGCCAUACGUUAUUGGGAUAUUAGACGUGCUGGAUGCUUUCGUGUUUUGGAUCAGUCUAAAUCUCAGCUUGGCAGACGACCUCCACUGUUGGAACGUUCUCUUUUGGAAAAGGCAACAUCAUCCAAGGCAGCGGAGCUGCAUUCAUCUGUAAGGAACAGGGGACAGCAGAAAAAAGUUUCUUUAGGUAAUGGUACAAAACUUUCUGCUGUGUCUAGAUCACCCAUGCAACUAAAGGGAGGACAUGCAAAACAAAGGCGUCAUCCUGGGAUGAUAUCAAGUCAAGAUAAUGCAACUGCUCAUUAUGGUGCUGUCACGAGCUUGAAAGCAACUGAGGAUGGCAUGUACCUUCUCAGUGCAGGUUCUGACUCCAGAUUGAGGUUGUGGGAUAUUGAAUCUGGCUGCAACACACUAGUGAAUUUUGAGACGGUUCGCUUGCAAAACAGUAAAGGAAUACAGUUGGCAGUGUCUCAGGAUUCUUCUCUUGUGUUUGUUCCAUGCAUGUCAUCUGUGAAAGCAUUUGAUCUUUGGACUGGUAACACAUCUCAGACUUUUCGUGGCCACUAUGAAUGUGUCAAUUGUUGCUGGUUGGCUGAACAAAAUCAGGAGUUGUACACAGGUGGAAAUGAUAGGAAGAUACUUGUUUGGUCUCCAGCCGAAUUAUGUGCUGAUGAUGUGGAAAAUACUGGUAUGAAUGGAAAAUUUAUUAGAAGAGAUGAGGAUUAUUGGAGCGAUUAAAGUGAAGCAUCUGCAAGACGCAAUAGCUAAUAGGCAUUCCACUGCACUGUUUUGUUGUCUUUUGGUUUGAGUUAUUUGUUGAGCUUCCAUUGUGUUUUGGACUUUGAAAUCAUAAUCUGAAACUGUAAACAUCUCACAAUUUGUCUACAUGCAUCUUUUUGAUUUUAACAA
Messenger RNA from Amaranthus tricolor (Joseph's coat), 1887 nucleotides. RefSeq names its product WD repeat-containing protein ATCSA-1. The record is from RefSeq and is a predicted model, not a curated record. Gene Ontology annotation, cellular component: Cul4A-RING E3 ubiquitin ligase complex; nucleotide-excision repair complex. The transcript has 9 exons. The coding region runs from base 340 to 1716 and encodes 458 amino acids. Gene Ontology annotation, biological process: proteasome-mediated ubiquitin-dependent protein catabolic process; protein polyubiquitination; transcription-coupled nucleotide-excision repair. Lineage: Eukaryota; Viridiplantae; Streptophyta; Magnoliopsida; Caryophyllales; Amaranthaceae. Gene Ontology annotation, molecular function: protein binding.